Chara braunii is the source of this 787-nucleotide messenger RNA. Lineage: Eukaryota; Viridiplantae; Streptophyta; Charophyceae; Charales; Characeae. The record is from the annotation of a GenBank genome assembly.
GGCGGAGCGGCGAUCGGGAUCCGGAUGGGGAUUGGGAAGCGGCGCAGCGGCGCUGCCACGUGGCAGGGCCUUGAUGGGGGCGCAAGCGGAAGCGGAAGCGGAAGUGGAUUGGGAAGCGGAAGCGGGGGGGGGCGGAGGUCAGUGGAGGUAGGCGGAGACGGGAUUGGAAAGCGGAUUGGGAUUGGGAAGCAGAUCUGGAUUGGGAAGCGGAUCGGGAUUGGGAAGCCGCAUCGGGAUUGGGAAGCGGAUUGGGAAGCCGGAUCGGGAUUGGCAAGCGGAAGCGGAGGCAGGCAGAGGUCGGUGGAGACGGGCGGAGCGGAAGCGGAGGUGGGCAGAGGUCGGCGGAGAAGUACGGAGAAGCGGGGAGAAGUAGGGAGAAGUGGGGAGAAGCAACGAAGACGCUGUCGGGGAGAAGUGGGGAGAGGCGGGGAGAAGCGGGGAGAAGCGGUGCUGCCACGUGGCAGGGCCUUGAUGGGGGCGCAAGUGGAAGAGGAAGCGGGUUGGGAAGCGGAAGCAGGGGGGGCAGAGGUCGGCGGAGGUAGGCGAAGACGGUCGAAGGUAGGCGGAGACGAGAUUGGGAAGCGGAUUGGGAUUGGGAAGCGGAUCAGGAUUGGGAAGCCGAUUGGGAUUGGGAAGCGAGGAAGCAGCGCUGCCACGUGGCAGGGCCUUGAUGGGGGCACAAGCGGAAGCAGAAGCUGAUUGGGAAGCGGAAGCGGGGAGGGGCGGAGGUUGGCGGAGGUAGGCAAAGACCGACGGCAGUAGGCGGAGGUAGGCGCUGCCACGUGGC